Molecule: messenger RNA, 1719 nt
Organism: Hydra vulgaris (swiftwater hydra)
Lineage: Eukaryota; Metazoa; Cnidaria; Hydrozoa; Anthoathecata; Hydridae
Source: RefSeq, a predicted model, not a curated record
AAAAGUCCAGUUCAGCCACAUAGUCAGUCUUCUGAAAAUACUGAAAUGGAUCGUUUUAUCCCAAAGCAAAAAGAUACUAAAGAUUAUGUUGCUUUAAGGUCAUCUGAAGAUGGAAAUUGCCUCUACAGUUCAGCUUCUCUUUUAAGCAAUUCGUCUCUGAAGACAGUUAAUGUAUUGAGGCUUCUAACUUCGAUUGAAUUGUUUGAAAAAGCUUCCUACUAUGCGAGGUACUCCCUUUUUGUUAAACAGGUUGAAAACAAUAAUUCUAAUCUUUCCAGUGUUCUAGUAGCCUGUGUUUCUUUUGAAUGUUCAGAUCAAUUUAAAUUAAUUAACAGUGAAUCAGCUUCUGAAAUUAUAAUAAUGGAAGCAUUGAUCAACUGCCAAGCUAACAAGUUUUCUUCGUUUUUAUGUCUAAUUGCUUUGUCAUCAGUUUUAAAUGUUCCUAUUAGAUCAAUUUAUCCUGAUUUUGGCUUAGAAAAAUUCAAAAAACUUUUUAAUGCAAUUAUUUUUCCAUUUCGUUCAAUUAAAAAUCAAGAUCAAAAUGUUUUGAAUAUUUUAUGGUGUAAUACUGAUAUUAUGUCAGUGAUGCAAAAUAAUAAUAACUGGACACCGAACCAUUUUGUACUAAUUAUUAUAAGCCUAAACUAAUUUCUAGCAUUAAUUAGAUUUUGGCUAUAAAAAACGAUGCUACUUAUUCUUUACACUUUUUUAGUCCUAAAACUGAAACAAAUAAAAAAAACAACUUGAUUCUGCAAAACAUGUCAAAAUUCAAUCUAAAAUUAACUUUAAAAAAGACAAUGCUUUCAUAGAGUUGCCUUUUGAACCUUUUGUAGAUUCAAAAAUAGUUAAGUCAUUAGACUCCAACUCAGUUAUUAUUCCUUCAUAUAAUGAAUUAAAUUCUUUGUAUGACGUUUCAACAUAUCUUGUUUGAGGUAAACUUUUAAUCGCUGGCAAAGAUGAUUCUAUUUUGUUAGAUAUGAUAAACAAAGUAUUUUGUCCUAAUUCUAUGUUUGUUUUUCCAAUAUCUUUAAAUACAAAAAGAUCAUUUAAAUUUGAAUGGCUCAGCCAGUUUUCUUGGUUAGCUUAUUCUAGCAAAGAAGAUGGAGCUUACUGUCUUGCUAGGUGCUAGUAUUCCAAAUAAGUCUGGAAUAUUAAAUUUAGUUUUCAAGCCCCAUCAAGAGUGGGGUAAUGCUGUUCGUGAUUAUAGAAAACAUGUGGAAAAUUGUGUUUUACAUAAAAAAAAUCUAUGCUUUCAUUUAAUGCAUUGCUUUCACGUUGCAAUUCCAAAAGUAAUGUUAUUGAGGUUGAUUUAAAUAAUUCUCGUUUGAAACUUCUUUCUGAUAACCGAAAAAAAUUAGUUCCAAUAAUUAAAACAAUAAUAUUUCUUGGUAGAAACGAUCUAGCAUUUCGUGGAUAUCGUGAUGAUAGCAAAUAUCAUCCUGAUAUUGGGGAAUCUUCUACACAAAAAGUAGGAGUUGGUAACUUCAUAUAGCUUUUAAAUUUUCGUGUUGAUGCUGGGGAUCAAAUAUUAUUUAAUCAUCUUUCUUCAAGUCCAAAAAAUGCAACCUAUAUAUCAAAAACUACCCAAAACCAACUUAUUGAUUCUUGUGGGAAAGCAAUUGAGGAAGUUUUAAUAAGAAAUGUCAAGCAUUCAAUUUUUUUUUCAAUUCUUUGUGAUGAAGCAGUUGACUGUUCAAAUACGGUGUCCUAUGAUUCAAC